This is a messenger RNA of Camelina sativa (false flax), 1432 nucleotides long. Its product is annotated as FBD-associated F-box protein At5g56370-like. The record is from RefSeq and is a predicted model, not a curated record. Lineage: Eukaryota; Viridiplantae; Streptophyta; Magnoliopsida; Brassicales; Brassicaceae. Gene Ontology annotation, molecular function: protein binding.
AUGGACAGGAUCAGUUUCUUGCCGGAUGAUUUCUUGUUGCAGAUACUUUCAUUGCUUACCACAAAAGAUGUCUUGAAGAAGGGUCUUUUGUCGAAACGUUGGCGGAAUCUUUGGAAGUUGGUUCAUAAACUCGAGUACAUCGAUUGCACUACGAGCUUUAUUGAUCAUGCGAGGUUUCUGCUGUUUGUGGACAGGUCUUUGCUAUUAAACACGGCUCCAAUCUUAGAGUGUUUCUCUUUCAAGUUUGAUAGGAGAUACAAUGACGUAGAUAUCGGAUUUUGGGUUAGAAUUGCGGUGGAACGAGGUUUACGCAAUUUCUUUUAUUAUGCUACCAGUCUUCAGCCGCCUAGCAGAUUACCUCAAUGUUUGUUUACUUGCGGAACACUCGUGGCACUUAAACUCAGCAAUGUGUCGCUUGCCGAUGUUAAGUUCCCUAUUAGUUUCCCGUUACUCAAAGUAUUGCACCUUCGUUGGGUGAUUUACGUUGACAAUGAAACCCCUCAGAAGCUUUUAUCAAGCUGCCAUAUUAUUGAAGACUUGGUCGUGGACCGAAAAAGGAAUGAUAAUGUAACAACCUUUCCUAUUACGUUGCCUUCACUACGAAAGUUAUUCUACAAUGGAGUAUCUAAAGACGACAUGUUUGAGUUGAAUGCUCCUUCUUUGAAGUGCUUAGAGAUUAGAGAUGUCGGUUACGAGUGUAUGGUUGAGAAAAUGCCUGAGAUCGUGUCUGCAAAUGUGGAGGUUAUCUAUUCGAAUACCGCUGACAUGCUCGGUUCUCUAACAUCACUCAAACGCCUCUCGAUAUGUUUACGAUCAGAGUCGCCGUUUCCUACUGGUAAAAUCUUCCAUCAGCUUGUAGACUUGGAGUUUUGCACAUGCAAUUCAGAAUGGGAUCUACUUCUGUCUUUUCUCAAACAUUCUCCAAAACUACGAGCUCUCAAACUCAAUGAGAGACAUGGCUGUCGUUUUGGAGAACAAGCGUUACAUUGGGAUGAGCCAAGUUCUGUUCCUGAAACGUUGAUGUCCGGACUUGAAACUUUGGAGUGGAGAAACUACAGAGGAUGGAAUGUUGAGAAAGAACUCGCAACGUUUAUCUUGAAACAUUCUCGUCGUUUAAAGAGAGCGGUUUUCUCAACAAAAGUCACCAAUUUGGAGAAGAAACAUGGAAUGCUCAAAGAGUUGGCUCUUUUGUCCAGAGGUUCAACGACAUGUCAGCUCGUCUUUGACUAAAAAAGUCUGAAACCAGCUGGUUCAGAAGCAGUUCGGAAAAACAAAAUUAGCUCUAAACCAGUUUUAUUGCAUCUCUUAAAGUACCAUCUGCUCUGUUUCUCUACAUGGUCGAGCCUUUUCUUCUUUGUUGACUUUAGCCUUUUAUUUACUUCUAGUGCUAAAAUGUUUUUACUAAUUAGGGAACACAUGGUUGUCUUUGUCU